AGUAACAUUGAAAAUAACUACGCACGAAUCUUUGGUGGUUUUUUCCGCAAUUCAUUAAAAAAAUUAUUACCGUUUAUAAAUAUCUAAAAUAUAGCCUAAGGGCAGGCAAAACAUAAGCCAAUAUCUGAAACAAUCAUAAAAACAUUUUGACUGUGAAUUGUUUCAUAAGAAUGACGCUACAAGAAGUCGUGACUCCAACAACAUUUUGUGAAAAUGUGUCUGCUAACAACUCUGUGAAAUAAAUAAAUAACCGUGUGUGUGGUGAAAAGGUGUAAAAAAGAAGGAGAAAAUAAAGUGCUUUUAGUGUUUAAAGUGCUUUAAAAAAUUAAACCAAUUAUUCGAAAAUUAUUUGGGUUAAACAUGAUCGUUAACAAAUAGACCCACUUUGGCUAUCUUAUCCCCAAAGGAUUAGAUUUGGUUUUCUCUUCGACGUAUUAACAAAACAUCAGCUUAUAGAUAUUUUACAAAUUAUCGACCCACAAGCAAUUGGAUAGAUAUAUAUAUAUAUUGUUAUAAAACCUUUAAGUGCUGCGAUUAUUUUUUAAUUAUGAGUCGGUAUCAUAAUAGUGUCAACAAAACUUCUACUUCAUAUAAUUACCCCAGCAAUUGUAAAAAAAUGUCUAAUCGGCGACAAAUUGAUCAUGAGAGUGGUUACUAUGAAGAUGUAAACGAAGAUCCUUACAACUAUGGUGGUGGUAGCGGUGGGCAAAUUGGUAAGCGCACCAGACAACGGUCCAAUGAUGUUGCCGCGUCAAAGUAUACCAAAAAGCAAAAAGUCAACAAUUCUCAUCACACAAGUGGGGGGCAAGAGAAACAACAAAAACAUUCUUCAACGUCCUCAACCUCAUCCACAUCAUCACGCAAUGUGAAUGAUCAAAUUAAGGAGCUUCGUUAUAUUCCAGAAUAUAACUAUAACAACAACAAUAACAAAAUGUAUGAUAACAACCAUAUGGAGCAGAAUAAAAUAUCUUCAUAUCAUAGCCAAAAUUCCUCAUCUUAUGCUCAGAAAAGCAAGAGCCAUGCCAAUGCCACCAACCACAAUAAUAACAAUGUUAAAAAUAUACCAAAAACUAAGUCGGCUAAUAAAAUGAGCGCCAGCUCCAGUGCCAAUAACAAUAAUAACAACAACGUUUAUGGCUCAUCCUCCACCCAAAACCAUCAUAAAAAUCCAAAGAUAACGCAAAACUAUUGCAACUCAGAGGAGAUAGUCGAAAUUCCCGACAGUGAAGGCGAAGAAAUCGUUGACAAUAAGGACAACAUGGCCACUUCAUCCUCCAAGUCAUAUAAAAUGAAAAAUGGGAGUGUUAACAGCGUGACUUCACCCAAGAUCGCUGGCUGUGGUGUACCUACAUAUGUUGUCAGUGGCAGUAGCAGUGGCAGCAACAGCAAUCAUUCAAACCACAACUAUGGAGCCGAGCAACAGGCAUCAAGUUCAAAGACAACAACUAACGGGGGAGCCAGUAAAUCGCAUAAUGACUCAAAUAAAAAGGCUGGCGGAACCGGUGAUAAUGGACAAAAUAAUUCGAGUAAUGAUUUGGAGCGCCUGCAGCGAGAAAUCGAAGAAGUCACUCAAGUUUACACGAAAUAUGUUGUUAAAGAUGAUGAGCAGGUCAAUUUGUCCCAUUUUCAACUUAUACGUGUUCUGGGCACUGGAGCAUAUGGAAAAGUAUUUUUGGUACGUAAAAUCGAUGGAAGUGAUAAAGGGCAAUUGUAUGCUAUGAAAGUUUUAAAGAAAGACACUGUUGUGCAAAAGAAGAAAACUGCAGAGCAUACAACCACCGAAAGACAGGUGCUCGAGGCAAUUCAACAAAGUCCGUUCCUGGUGGGUCUGCACUAUGCGUUUCAAACAGACUCCAAACUUUAUCUUGUUUUAGAUUAUGUUAGCGGUGGAGAGCUUUUUACUCAUCUCUACAAGGCAGAGCAUUUUCCCGAAUCCACUGUUCGAGUGUAUAUUGCGGAAGUAGUGCUGGCUCUAGAGCAUCUUCAUAAACUUGGAAUUAUUUACCGUGACAUUAAAUUGGAGAACAUACUUUUAGACGGUCAGGGACAUAUUGUGCUAGCAGACUUUGGCCUUUCGAAAAUAUUUGGUCCUAACUCAGACCACAGAGCCCAUAGUUUUUGUGGUACUCUGGAGUAUAUGGCACCAGAAAUAAUAAGAGCUGGGCCAAAUGGUCAUGAUCUUGCAGUGGACUGGUGGUCCGUGGGUGUAUUGACUUAUGAACUGCUCACCGGUGCCUCGCCUUUUACUGUGGUUGAACAACAAAACUCCCAAAGUGAUAUAUCGCGUCGUAUACAAAAAGUCGAUCCUGUGCUACCUCCAACAUUGGGCGAGAACGUCAAAGAUUUUAUUUUGAAAAUGUUGCAUAAAGAUCCAAAGAAACGUCUGGGUGGCAAUAGCCGCAAUGCAGCGGAAAUAAAAAAUCACCCCUUCUUCAAGGGAAUCAAUUGGAACGAGCUUAAGAGCAAGCGGCGAAAAGCCCCAUUCAAGCCGGCUUUGGCGAGUGAAGAUGACACGCAAAACUUCAGUGAAGAGUUUACCAAGCAGCCGGUAAUCGAUUCGCCGGCACCGGUUCCGUCAAACACCCAUAGACUCUUCCGUGGCUACUCUUAUGUGGCGCCACAACAUCGUACACCUGAGGUGGAAAUUCCGCCAAAUAGCUACUUGGAGUAUUGCAAUAAAGCUGCUUUGGAUACCUUCCCUGCUCCCGAUAAAAAUCUGGAAUUGAGGGAAUUACGAAGUAAUGGUGCUUUUGGCAAGUGCUUUGUCGGUUGGGAUGAGACAUGUGGUGGCAAAGUUGCUGUAAAGAUUGUCCCACUUAACCAUUACCGACCUUCAGAAGUGGAUGCCCUGAUCUCGUGUGGCCAAGAUGGCCACAAAUAUAUAGCGCAAUAUAUAGGCACCUACCGCAAAGAUUCAGAUAUGUGGAUCGUACAAGAAUUUGUUCCAGGAUGUGAACUUUCCGACUAUAUAUACCAGCAUGAUGAGGGGUUGGAUGAAUUGUCUUGUUUGAAUAUCAUAACACAGAUGAUGGAUGCUGUACAGCACAUUCAUAAAAGGCAAUUUAUUCAUGGGGACCUGAAACCAGAAAAUGUGCUGUUUACUGCAGAUGACAUGGGGGAAAUCAAGUUGGUAGACUUUGGGGCAGCAUGCUAUCAUGGCGAUAUGGAAAGUUGGAGCGAUAAGCCACGCUACACUAUCGAUUACGCACCACCCGAAUUGUUAGAGGAAGCCGAGUUCGGUACGUAUUCAGAGGCAGUGGAUAUUUGGUGUUUAGGUGCAACAUUGUUCACAAUGUAUAUGGGUCAUACACCCUUUCGGCGGGGCCGAGGGGAUCGUGAAGUUAGCUUGGAUACAUUGAAACAAAGAAUUCUUAGUGAAAGCUUCUACACGGAGUCGUCUCGUUGGCAACAAGCUAGUCCCGAGUUGAGAAAUCUUAUAAUGGGUUGCCUGGAAAAGGAUGUAGCGAAAAGGCUGACGUUGUUACAGAUACUGGAACACAGCUGGUUCCAUGUACAGUUCGAUGAUAACAUAGAAGUUAUUGGUGAGCUAAUAUCGGAGGCGGAUGAAAUAAAACCUGAAAAUGAUGUAGAGAGCACCGAAAAUGAAGAGUUUGAGGCGGAGAAGGCUGCAAUUUCAGUUCAGGUGUAUGAUGCUGCACAACAAUUGGUGUUUGUCGAAGAAGCAACAGCAUUAAAAGUCGAAGCAGUUGAAAAUGAUAAUGCAUACUUUACGAAUAAAAACGAUGGCGAUGAUGGUAAUUACAUCAGUUGUAUAGACAAUAAAGAGAAUGAAAUUGGAGAGUCACAAAUUAACUUAGUUAAAGAAGAAAAUGUGGAAGCGUUAUCACAAAACACGCGAUUAGCUCUCAUAGCAGAGGAAGAUGAAAGAACAUGCGGUAUGGGUAAAAGCAUUUCCAGCGAGAAAGAAAAAUCCAUCAGCAAAAUUGAUGUUCUUAUUUCUAUUGCCGACACUGCAGCAGCUCAGGAAAGAGAUGCAAUUACAAAAAGUACAAGCAAAAGCUUUCAAGUUGCUGCCAAUCACAUCUCCUCUGACCCAGAAGACUUUAAGGGCUUUGAUGAAAAUACGCCUCCUUUGGAAAGUCAAUUGGGUACACUUAAUCGUUUCAUAACUUCAACUAGACGCUGCAAACGAGCCUAUAUGGAAGAUCCAAAACGCCUGAAAUCCUCACCUCCAACAGUCAAUGUGCACAGAACAAGGAAUUCCGCUCGGAAUGUACAACAACCAUUAGCGCCAAAGCCAUUGGAUGAUAAGACAAAUAUAACGCCUGUAAAUGAUGUUAUGUCAACUUUGGACAGCAAGUCCAUCACAAUAUCUCAGAGAAGUCGCAGACCACAAACAUUGGCGAGUAGUGCAAUGAAAAAGAAAAACGUAGCAGCAGCUCAAAAGACAGUUGAAGCUAUAGUCCAAGAUAAUGUUGAUGAUUUUAUGGGCUAUACAGAUUUGGAGCGUAAAGAAGAGACGGCCAGAUUUAAAUCCAGCUGGCGCAUCUUUAAUCAAAUGAUACACAAUACUCAGAUGACUUUGAAAUAUUUUAAUGUUGACAAGCGAGGGUACCAUAAAAAUAGUGCGAAUGUCAAUGCUGAACGGCAAAGUGUAAGCAAGGAACAACAAAUAAAAGCAGAGCCAAUGAUGAGCACGACGAAACCAAACUCACCAACGCCCCCUGUACCUGCCAGUUGCAAUGAGAAUAUCUUUCAAGCUGGCCGUAGACAGCCGGCUCGUAUCACACGUUGCCAGAGGGCGCGUUAUGUUUUCGAAUGAUUUCUGUGUUUGUUAGAUUUUACGUUAUUCUCAGCUGGUCACUGCACAUUUCAACAGGGUAACACACAACCAACUAAAUCACCACGCGUAAAUCAUGAAAGCUAUUCUUCCAUCUACAAGUUUGGAGAAAUUAUUGUCAGACUUUUGCUCAUGAUAGACCAUUGACUAUGCGUGUGUUGUCCAAGAUUAGCCAAAAAGUUCCCAAUUUCCUCAAGCAGAAAGAAUGAAUUGCAAACAAAAGAUUUGAUCUUUUCUCUGCUUAAUCUAAGCACCUAGAGACCAACGACCAAUAAAACAGCCAACCAACCACCCACACAACAAAUACAUGUACAUAUACAUAAACACUGAUUGAUUACUCGCAUUAUGUUUUAUGUAUAUACAUACAUAUUAUAAAUUUUCUUUUUACCAUACUAUAUGAAUAUGUAUAGUUCUGUACAACAUGAAUAUGUUGUAUGCUAUUGUAAUCUUAUUAUAGUUUUGCUAUUGAUUUUUUUCUUCUAAAUUUAAAGUAACCCUUACAUCUAAAUGAGUUUUAAUUCGUUGUUGUUAUUCAAUAUAGUACAUAUCUAACUACUACUACAACUAGUACUACAAAAAUGACCCCCUCCCCUUGUUCACACAACACCGCCCC
Messenger RNA from Stomoxys calcitrans (stable fly), 5414 nucleotides. RefSeq names its product chromosomal serine/threonine-protein kinase JIL-1. Bases 548 to 4783 code for a protein of 1411 amino acids. Gene Ontology annotation, molecular function: ATP binding; protein serine/threonine kinase activity. Gene Ontology annotation, biological process: protein phosphorylation; regulation of DNA-templated transcription. The transcript is spliced from 8 exons. The record is from RefSeq and is a predicted model, not a curated record. Lineage: Eukaryota; Metazoa; Arthropoda; Insecta; Diptera; Muscidae.